Molecule: messenger RNA, 3702 nt
Organism: Neolamprologus brichardi
Lineage: Eukaryota; Metazoa; Chordata; Actinopteri; Cichliformes; Cichlidae
Source: RefSeq, a predicted model, not a curated record
CUGACACCCUCUCUCACAUUUGUAUUUCCUGCUCCACGUACAUUUCAAACACUCUCACCUACAGACACACUACCUUCUCUGUCUGACACCAUCAAUUAUAUAUCUCGCUCUCAAACGCACACAUGCACGCACACACACACGUGUACACACGCCGGUGUGUGUGCUUCUGCUCUGUGAUUUUCCAAUGAGGCGUUUUUGGGGGCUGGUUUUGGAGCGGCUGGUGUUUCUGUCUGAAAACUUCAAACUGAGUAAUUGCAGGAAACAGAAGAAGAAGGUGAUCCUGACAGUUUACCUCAAUGACACCCAGCAGAUGCUAACCGAGGUCCCUGUCACUCCAGCGACCAGAGUUAUCGAUGUGGUGGAGUACUGCAAAGAGGCCGGUGAGGGGGAGUGUCACCUAGCUGAAGUAUGGAACGGGCAUGAGCGAGUUCUCCCUCAGGAGUUGUUAUUGUUGGAUCUCCUUCAGCAGUGGGGAGCCAGGAGGCCCGAGGUCAGCUUCUACCUCAGACACUGCCCUUCCUGGACACAAGGAGGUCAGCAGCCUUUGGAGCAGAGCUGGACCACAGCAGCAACGGCAGAAAGUGCUAAUGACAAGGUUCCCCGUGUGGAGCUGACCCUCUCUGAGCUCCAAGAAAUGGCCACAAGACAACAACAACAAAUAGAGGCCCAGCAACAGAUGUUGCUCGCCAAGGAACAGAGACUGAGGUAUCUUCAGCAAGGAGGCAGAUCCAACCAGGGACAGUCACAGUCUGAAGCUGAGAAGCUGCAGCGGCUCAAAGAGCGAGUGGAGACUCAGGAAGCGAAGCUGAAGAAGAUCCGAGCCAUGAGAGGCCAAGUCGACUACAGCAAGCUGAUCAACGGAAACCUCUCUGCAGAGAUUGACCAUGUGAGCAGCCUGUUUCAGGAGAAGCAGGCGGAGCUGCAGACUGCGGUGAUCAGAGUCGACCAGUUGACUCAGCAGCUGGAGGAUUUGAGGAGAGGACGCCUGCAGCUACACUCUGGUGCACCAGGUCAGGGGGCACCCACGGGACCCCAGGGUGCAGGCACUGGUCAUAAAGGAUCGCCUCUUUCAGGCCCUGCAGCUCUGGAGCUGAGGAAACUUUACCAGGAGCUGCAGGUAAACUAUACCCCGAGCAAACACUUGGCCUUUGCCAAGCAGUCUUUACGGCUAAUUGAAAAGAUGUGUAGUAAAUGUUUAUGUCUCAAUCUGGUUGGAAAAAGAAAGGACACCUGUUCUUCCUCAUUAUCUACCAACACCUCCGCUUUAAGUCGUAUGAAUGGAGGCACUCUGUCCUCCCCUCAAAGCUCUUCCCACCCCGGUGCUGGAGUUUCGGGUCGAGUGGCAGCUGUCUGCCCCUACAUCCAGGUUCCAUCCGAGGGGAGACAAGAGCCAGGGUACCCGCUCCCAGCUGACCCACCGCCCAAACCCACCCCUCUCAGCCACAUUCGCUCCCUCUCAGAGGAAGAGAGGAGUGCCAUCAGGAAGCCUCCCGGCCAAUGGAAAGAGUCAGAUUUAGACAUCGUCCUGUCAGAGCCCACUGAGCGGUGGGAGGGGCCUCUGUCCCCUCAGGGGGGCGACAGUAACACCAAUGAAGCACCGUGGCCCACCAUCACUAAGAGCGUAACAGACUGGAGGACCAACAGUCCAGAACAGCUUCCCUCUGGUUAUGGUACGUACCCCAGUGCCACCCACCAGGCAGCUGCACAUCACUGCGCCACGAGCUCCCUGCCUCGUUCUGCCCCUGGUACACUGGGUUGGCCUCGAUCCGGUGCCGCCUCAUCCCCCCAUUCAUCAUCGCCCUCUUCACAGCAAAUACAGCACCGUAUUUCUGUCCCUCCUAACUCAAGCCAAGGUUCUGCCACCACCUCCCAGCCCUCCCCACUGUCCCCACAAACAGAGCGGACAGAUCCCCCUCCGGCGGUGGCCGUACGUCCCUACGUCCCGGACCAUCCCUCCAGGCCACAGUCCCCCAGGAAGGGCCCUGCUACUAUGAACAGCAGCUCCAUCUACAGCAUGUACCUACAGCAGCCUCAGGCCAAAAACUACGGAUCUCUGAGCAACAGGGCUGCUGUCAAAGCAGUCUACGGUAAACCCAUCCUCCCCUCCUCCUCCACUUCUCCAUCCCCUGUCUUUUUCCUCCAGGGGGGAGGAGGAGGAGUAAAAAUAUCAGGGGAGGAAGUUACAGAUAAAGAUGGAGGAAAAGGAGAAGGAGGAGAGAGCGGCGAAGGCCAAAUUCAACCUCCACCCAGUGUGGACAACAUCCCUCGUCCCCUCAGUCCCACUAAGCUCACCCCAGUUGCCCACUCUCAGCUCCGAUACCAGAGUGAUGCAGACCUGGAGGUUCUCCGCCGCCGCUUCAGCAACGCGCCGCGGCCCCUCAAGAAACGGAGCUCGAUCACUGAACCUGAAGGCCCUCAGGGCCCAAACAUCCAAAAACUGCUCUACCAGAGGUUCAACACAUUAGCAGGAGGCAUGGAGGGAAGCUCAGGCAACACUUUCUACCAACCGGACUGCCUUUUGGGAGACAUGGACAACAUUCAUUCAGCUAAUGGAAACGUAGAACGUGGAGAUAAACAGGUCGCUGCAGCAGCCGCGGAGAGCGAAGCCCAAAACCUGAAUUUGGAUUCCCGCCGUUCGUCUCCUCCUGCAGUUACGACAGAAUUAUCCAAAGAGACAACAGCGGCGUCAGAGACCGGCAACGGCGUCUCACCAUCGACCCAAUCAAGCCCGAUUCCUGUACCCGAGAGAGCAGAGGACCAAAAUAAUAACAACCAGAGAGGCUCUAGUCCUGCUCAAAACUCAGUUGGCCACGUCUCUCCUUCACCAUCUCCUCCUGCCCCGCCCACUCUGCCUAAGUGUCUUCACAGGACCCCGCUGCACUGUGCAGCUUCAUGUAACAGCGUCCACCUCUGCAAGAUGUUGGUGGAGUCAGGGGCGGCCAUUUUUGCCACAACGAUCAGCGACGUGGAAACAGCCGCGGACAAAUGUGAAGAAAUGGAAGAGGGCUACACCCAGUGUUCCCAGUUCCUUUACGGUGUGCAGGAAAAGUUGGGUGUGAUGAACAAAGGUUUAGUCUACGCCCUGUGGGACUACACAGCCCAGCAGUCUGAUGAGCUCUCCUUCAGCGAAGGUGACGCUAUCACUGUGGUGCGUCGCCAUGACGACACCGAGACAGAGUGGUGGUGGGCGCGCCUGAAUGACCGCGAGGGAUACGUGCCCAGAAAUCUGCUGGGGGUGAGAGAACCGAAACCAAAACAGCGACUCUGGUGAAAAUAUUACAGUGAGAAAGUCUGACAUUAGUAUAAGAACAGGUACAACUCAAGGACAAAAAGAGAGAGAAAGACUUCAAAGGAGGCGAUGAUACUGUGAGUUUUAUCUCCUCAGGCAGAGUAGAGUGAUGAUAUAAACACGAUCGCCUUACUUUCACAGUGCCAGGAGGACCCAGCGGAGGAUCUAAGCCUGUAAACAUAUUCAUACGGUGCCAACAGUUGUGCCAUGUAGCAGCAAAUCAUAAAAUCAACUCUAAGACACACAGAAAGCCAGUGGAGAGAAGCCAGAUUAGGAGUUAUGUGAAAGUAGGAAGUGGAGAUGCUGCUCUGUGGGAGGCAAGAGAGAAACGUUUCAUGUGCACCACAAAGAGCAGAGUUGCAGUAAAUUGGUCAAGAGAAAACAAAAGUGUGGACGACUUGUUCCAAGUCAGA